CUCCUGCCCUCAUUCUCACAGUGGACUGCCACAAGGGGCCUGCUCUGCCUGAGUGUGUCACCAGCUUCCCAUACACUCAUCUGUAGAGCUCCAACACCCAUCCUAACUGCCACAGCUGAGCUGGGACUGCAGGACCCCCAAAGCAGUGAGACAAGGACCCUCUUCAUCAUCUCCACCAGCUAGGACAGGAGACACUGAGCAACUCUCACACACACUCAUCAGUCUGGUUGAGCGAGCAGCAGGACAGGCAGUCACUAACUUGAAGGUAUACAAGUGAGUAUUAGUAAUGGGUGACUGGAGUCUUCUGGGGAACUUCUUGGAGGAGGUACAGGAGCACUCCACCUCAGUGGGGAAGGUGUGGCUUACCGUGCUCUUCAUCUUCCGCAUCUUGGUGCUAGGCACAGCUGCCGAGUCGUCGUGGGGUGAUGAACAGUCAGAUUUUACAUGCGACACACUGCAACCCGGUUGCACCAAUGUCUGCUACGACAAAGCCUUUCCCAUUGCACACAUUCGCUACUGGGUCCUGCAGAUCGUCUUUGUCUCCACACCCUCACUCAUCUACAUGGGCCAUGCCAUGCACACGGUGCGUAUGGAGGAGAAACGGCGCCAGAAGGAGCAGGAGGAGCGUGAAGCAGAAGACCACAGAGGAGAAGCAGGAGGAGGAGGCGAGAAGGAGUACAUGGAACAGAAGGAGAAAGGGUCAGAGAUGCCAGGCAAGAUCCGCUUGAAGGGGGCACUGCUGCAGACAUAUGUGCUAAGUAUCCUGAUUCGUUUGGUUAUGGAAGUGACUUUCAUUGUGAUCCAGUACAUGAUGUAUGGCAUCUUCCUGGAAGCCCUGUACCCCUGCGAUACCUCACCCUGCCCCAACCGUGUGAACUGCUACAUGUCUCGGCCCACAGAGAAGAACGUCUUCAUUGUGUUUAUGCUGGUAGUGGCAGUUGUGUCCCUGUUCCUCAGCGUCCUGGAGCUGUACCACUUGGGCUGGAGGCAAUGCAAGCGUUGCUUUAGAAAGUACGCCGAGAGUCAUGCGGCCAGGAGCAGUGGUGAUGCCAAUGACAAAAGCAGCAAGGCUGUUUCUACAGCAACAAAAGUCAUGGCAACCAUCAGUAUGGACCUUCCAGACACCCCCCAGUCACGUCCUUCCCAAACGUGCACCCCACCUCCAGAUUUCAACCAGUGCCUUGCUGCUUCAGGACAUGGGCCAACAUCACCUCCACAUCUUCAUCACCAUCAUCAUCUACAUCCAAUCCAUUCCAGCUACCAGCCCUUCACCAACCACUUGGCCCACCAGCAGAACUCUGCCAACCUGGCAACCGAGCGCCAUCACCAUAGCCAUGACAACCUGGAGGCAGGGGAGGACUUUCUGCGGAUGAGCUACGGGCAACCAUCGGCCACAGUGUCCUGCAGUCAUGUCCCAGCUGAGGUGUCACCUAGCGCUCCCUCUACGCCCACGUCCAAUGGCAGCUUCAUUAGAGACAAGCGCCGCCUCAGUAAGACCAGCGGCUCGAGCAGCAAUAGAGUCCGGCCAGACGACCUGGCUGUGUAGGCCAGAGAGGAGAUUCUAGCUUCUGGAGUCAUGCACAGAUUUGCAUGUGUGUAUGGUUGUAUAUGCAAGUCUUUGUUGGUACUAGCAGUGGAUUGAGAUUUUGAUAGCCAUCUUCUCAGGUUGCAUAGACAAUGUCUCACACAUCAGUGGGGACUAGAGAAUGAUGAAGAAAGAGAAAGAAUCUGUAUCAGAGCACCUUAUUUGGUUUCAUUGAAACUGUUGUAUAGUGUUGAGGGUGGGGCUUUGACAGGGUAGAUCUAGAGAUUGUACAUAGCAUAUAAAGUACUGAAGCAUAUAUGUACAGACGAUGGUGGGAUGGCUGGUUAAGUGGAUGGAUGGUUGUGCGGAUGGAUCUGAGAGAUCAAAAUAUGAAAACCAAACCCAACAAUUUAUAGUGAUUUGUGAAAGAUAUCAAGGAAAUAAUAUUGAGAUUAAAAAUUAGGGCUGGCCCAAACAGCAUUUUACAGGUUUAACAUUUACAUUUCAUAGUUAUCCAUAAUUUUAAAUAUGCUUUUUAAUCAAAAUAUCCCAAAAUAUUAAAUACAGUUUUACAUGUUUUUAUGACUGACGUCUCAAAGACAGCAAGAGACAGAUGUGCUGUAAUGUUACGUCAGACAAGGAGAUACAUGAGUCUGAAUGGAUUUUUGUCUAUUUACAUUUACAUUUAUGGCAUUUGGCUGACACUCUUAUCCAGAGUGACUUACAAUUUGAUCAUUUUUACAUAGGUAGGCCAAGGCAGUGUUAGGAGUCUUGCCCAAGGACUGUUAUUGGUAUAGUGUAGGGUGUUUGCCCAGGUAGGAACUGAACCCCAGUCUACAAUGUAGAAGGCAGAGGUGUUACCCACUACACUAUCCCAACCACUAUUUACUUCCUAGAUAGCAGCAGUGAUAUGGAAGAUGCAUUUAAACUCUUUGUUUUGCAAGGUGUUUUAGUUUCAGUUUAGGAACUAGAAAAUUAAGUUCACAUUCCAUCGUGAGUGAAAUAACUUCAAAAGGCAAAUAUAAACCUCACUAAAGAUUGACAACUCAGUUUUUGUACUAAAUUUGAGCAGAUUUACAGCCAUCCAUUAGCUAGCCUGCUAUCUUGUUUGUAAACAAGUCACAGAGGACAUGUUCAGUUUCUUCAGCUGAAUAGCAUUAAGCAGUAAAAAACACAGCCAAACAUUUUUACAUAUUUCCCCAAUGUAUCUUGCUGCAGUCUUUCAAAGAAAAGAAGGGUCUUGGGAAAUUGUAGAAGCGAUUGUGGCUGGUGUUCAUCCUUUAGCUAACAUUAGCCUACUUGUGUAUAAAAUUACUUUUUAGGCCUAACAUCAGCUUGAUCAUUAAGUAAUUUCUCCUGGUUUUAUGAUAAAAUAUUUUGUUUAAAACAGUGAUAAAUAAGCCUUUAACCUUUAAAACUGUCAGGAGGACAAGACCAUUUGCACAAGGAAACAAAUGUCAACAUAACGAACAAAUACUCAAGUAUUCAAAUUAUUCAGGCCAGCCCUAGUAUGGAUGAGAUCAAAUAUUUGAAAUUACUAGAGACAAAAGUUUCUUAGUACACUGUAUAAACAAACUAAAGCCUUGAAAAAAGGACUGGUGCACAUCGCAUCUUUAUUUCCUGUGAAAAGUGAAUAGCAAGGACAUCAUUAACCUGCUGCUUACUUAAAUUAUGCACAUAAUUUAAACAAUUAGUUUCUAAUUAUCAGCAAAACCACAAACUAUAAACACAUCAAGCCAAGCAGGGUCUGGCAUACUGUAUGUAAGCCAGACUAUGUGAGAACAUAUCAACCAAAGAGCUCCAACCCCAUACGCCAGUGUGACACUUCAAUGGACACUGUGAAAAAGCACCUCGAAUCCUUGCAUAUGAGUAAUUAUUCAGGGUCAUGGAUGCGAAUGCUACUGUGAAUGCCAAAGAGACACAAUCUUAAAGUGGGAACAUAUUUAUAGAGAUGACAUUUGACUAGCUCCGAUGAACAGUACGUUUCCUGUGGAGACAAAUAAUUGCAGACAUCCUGCUGAGAGUUUGCUUGGCGCUUGGCAGUUGUAACAGUGACUGUUCAACAAGAGAAAGGACAGGCACAGAACGUUCAAAAUGAAGCCAAACAAAGGAAGAAUGACAGCUUUUCAUUUUCUUCAUCUGUGCUAGAAGAAUGUCCAUGAUUUACCAAACACCUCACAGACUUAAUAUCUAAAUAUGUCACACUUUGAGGACACUCAUAAAAUAAAACAUUGUAUGAAUUUAAAUCAGCACUACAUAACAAUGGGAAUUUGGCCUCUAUGGUGGAAUUAUGCUGUGCUGUGAAAAAGUCUUUGCCCUUCACCUGAUUUCUUCUAUUUUUGCGUGUUUCAGAUCAUCCAACUAAUUAUAA
Molecule: messenger RNA, 3896 nt
Organism: Pygocentrus nattereri (red-bellied piranha)
Lineage: Eukaryota; Metazoa; Chordata; Actinopteri; Characiformes; Serrasalmidae
Gene: gja5a
Product: gap junction protein, alpha 5a
Exons: 3
Coding region: 287-1546 (419 amino acids)
Biological process (GO): cell communication
Cellular component (GO): connexin complex
Source: RefSeq, a predicted model, not a curated record